Polypterus senegalus (gray bichir) is the source of this 3288-nucleotide messenger RNA. RefSeq names its product heat shock protein 12B (gene hspa12b). The record is from RefSeq and is a predicted model, not a curated record. Bases 236 to 2287 code for a protein of 683 amino acids. NCBI's taxonomy places the organism in Eukaryota, Metazoa, Chordata, Cladistia, Polypteriformes, Polypteridae. The transcript is spliced from 13 exons.
ACAGUCUGAUGAGUGAGUAGGAGUCUCUCUCUCACUCUUCUGCAUUCCUGCAAGACAACUUUGACUUCAGGUUUAUUACUAGCAGGCAUCAGGGAAAGGUACCAGAGGCUCCGACUUGACCAGGUCUGUAGCUGCUCAUUGGAGGGAAGUCCCAUCAAGAACGUGAGAGGAAAGAAGGAGCAAAAGGGACAGGACACUAGGAAGGCAAAGGCCUGGACCUGGCAAUCACAGAAGUAUGACUGCAGUCCUGCAGUCUAAUCACCUCACCAUGCAGACAGAGGCAGAGGAGAUGACUUCAACAAUGCUGUCGCCCCCAGGCUCACCUCCACUCAACGACAGCUGCAACAUAGCGCCUCUCACUCCCUCGCCAUCACCGAAGUCCAUAACCAGGCCCAGAAGCAGUCGUCCUUUCUCCGUGGUGGUAGCGAUCGACUUUGGGACCACUUCAAGUGGCUAUGCGUUCAGUUUUACUCAGGACCCAGAGGCUAUUCAUAUGAUGAGACGAUGGGAAGGUGGUGACCCCGGUGUGGCCAAUCAGAAAACCCCCACCUCUUUGCUUUUGACCCCUGACAAGAAAUUUCACAGCUUUGGCUUCAUGGCAAGAGACUCCUACCAUGACUUGGAUCCAGAGGAGGCCCGUGACUGGCUAUAUUUUGAAAAGUUCAAGAUGAAAAUUCACAGCACCACGGACCUGACAAUGGAAACUGAGCUGAUGGCAGUCAAUGGCUCUCAUGUAAAAGCCAUUGAAGUGUUUGCCCAUGCCCUGCGCUUCUUUAAAGAGCAUGCCCUAAAGGAGCUCAAAGACCAGUCAUCAUCAGUCUUGGAGAAAGAUGAAAUCCGUUGGGUGAUCACAGUGCCAGCCAUAUGGAAGCCCCCGGCCAAGCAGUUUAUGAGGGAGGCAGCCUACUUGGCUACUCUCAUCUCCCCUGAAAAUCCAGAACAGUUGCUAAUAGCUUUGGAGCCUGAAGCUGCCUCCAUCUACUGUCGGAAGCUCCGACUCCACCAAGUGAUCGAUCUUAGCAGCCGAUUGAUUCUCAAUGGUUUUGACCAGGAAAUUUCAAGUCCCCUGGAUUCUGGCUUUCGACAAGCGAGAGAACAACUACGAAGAGCCAGACACAGCCGAACCUUUCUUGUGGAGAGUGGCACUGGAGAACUGUGGUCUGAGAUGCAGGAAGGUGACCGUUACAUUGUAGCAGACUGUGGUGGUGGCACAGUGGACCUCACCGUCCAUCAAAUUGAACAGGUACAAGGAACCCUGAAGGAACUCUACAAAGCAUCAGGAGGUCCAUAUGGAGCAGUGGGAGUGGAUCUGGCUUUUGAGGAAAUGUUGUGCAAGAUUUUUGGGAAAGACUUUAUAGACAACUUCAAAGCCAAGCGUCCAGCAGCUUGGGUGGACUUGAUGAUCGCCUUUGAGGCCAGGAAGAGAACUGCAGCUCCUGGGAGAGCCAAUUCCAUCAACAUCUCCCUGCCAUUCUCUUUCAUUGACUUCUACAAGACACACUGUGGGCAGAGUGUGGAGACGGCACUUCGAAAGAGCAAUGUCAACUUUGUAAAGUGGUCUUCCCAGGGAAUGCUUCGCAUGACAUCAGAGGCCAUGAAUGAGCUCUUUCAACCCACCAUUUCCAAAAUUGUCCAGCACAUUGCCGAACUCAUGAAGAAGCCUGAGGUGAGCGGGGUGCGCUUCCUUUUCCUGGUGGGUGGCUUUGCUGAAUCUCCAAUGCUCCAGAGUGCCAUCCAGUCCACUUUCAGCAGGACCUGCCGCAUUAUCAUCCCACAAGAUGUUGGAUUAACCAUCCUGAAGGGCGCCGUUCUCUUUGGACUUGACCCCACCAUCGUACGAGUGCGACGUUGUCCUCUGACCUAUGGAGUUGGAGUGCUUAACAAGUUCGUUGAAGGGAAGCACCCACGAGAAAAACUGCUGGUCAAGGAUGGGCGUGACUGGUGCACAGAUAUCCUGGACCGCUUUGUGACUGUGGACCAGUCUGUGGCUCUGGGAGAGGUUGUGCAGAGGAGCUACACUCCAGCGCGCUCCGGCCAGCGCAAGAUCAUCAUCAACAUCUACUGCUCGCCCACAGACGAUGUGGUCUACAUCACUGACCCCUGUGUGAGAAAGUGUGGCAAUAUCACCUUGGACCUCCCAGAAGCCAAAGAGGGUAGCUUGCCACGGAAGGGCCGGCGUGAAAUCCGAGCCAGCAUGCAGUUUGGGGACACAGAGAUCAAAGUUACUGCCGUGGAUGUCUUGACUUCAAAAUCUGUUCGAGCUUCUAUUGAUUUCCUCUCCAAUUGACUGCUUGGAGACAUUUCAGGGCCAAGUGACAAAAUUUGAAAGAUGUCCAUUUCUAUUCUUUGAUAUGGGGACACCUAAUAAGCUGUUAGCAGUGACCAAAGCAAAGUCUGCUAAUGACGUUCUGGUACAUCCAAAUAUAAAGCCUUAUAUAAAUAAAUUAUAUAGAGAUAUUGCAAAAUGCAGUUUAAAAAACACAACAUGUCACCACAAGACUAAUCCUCCACAUGCUAUACUGCUACGUCAAGAAGAGCUCUGUUUACUUCACGUUUGAUUCUGCUCACACACUUAACUUGCUUCACGCCAACCAACAAGGUUGAGCAAAGUGACGAGGUGGAGAGGUAUGGACCAUCGGAGGAAGAAAAUGACCGCGCAAAUAACACAGAAGAAAGCUGUUAUAAUGAGAGGGAAGGAGACGAAUGGGACAUGCAACAAGUGAUGAAGACGACGAGCCAGAGGCCCAUCAGGGCAGUCUCGUUCAGGCUCAACACUCCAGAACGCAGCUCUACUGAUCUGUGCAGGUUCGAAAAUCAGACUCUUCACCCCAACCCAUGGUCCUAACAGUUCUUACUGGUCAUGUGGUAAAGCCUUUGAAUUUGCAGGUAUUGUGCACUUGGGGUGCAUUAAGGUUGGCGGUUCAGAAGCCCUGCUCCACUACUGGCUGUAAGUAGACGUUUAGCACUUCACCUAUGGGCUGGUAUCUUUGUACGUUGAUUUCCUAAGCAAACUUUCUUGUACAAAUUAUAUUUUUCUAGAACAUUCUAUGAUCUUCGAGUCUUUCGUAAUGAAAAUUUAGAAGAAACUCAGGCCCUGUAGCUAUAAUCCCCCCUGCUUUACGGACCACACCACAGUAGAAUGCAUUGUGAAGUGGGCUGUGGGGUUACAGGGUGCCGCUUUAUCUUUGUAAAAGCUUCUCACCCAGACUAAGAGGUGCACCUUAUUCUGUUUUGUUGUAACCACUGUUUCCACCAGGAUGUAUUUAAUUAAAAUAAUGUUACAGACAA